CUACAUCAUCGACUAAACUAAUCACAAUGCAGCUGGAACAUUUUAAAACAUAACCAUUACGUUAAGAUGGUUAAGAUGGCGUGAUCAUAUACGUCGUGAUACUCGUGCCAAUUGGCAGGCGAUGUGCGUUGCUUGGUACUUGAAUGUAAUUAAUCCUAGUACGAAACUAAACAGUUUUUUGUUGAAUAACUGAGUUUCUUAAUUAGUGUGAUUAAAUGUAUCGAUUUGCUAAAGACAAUAUAAUUACAAUGACAGAGGUAUGGGAUAUAAUUAAGCGAGAUAGCAAUGUAUAUUAUUUGAACCCUUCGAGAGAAAAUCACAUGUAUUGCGUUUACUGAGGGAUUCUGUAGUGUUAUGAUUGUUUAAUUUCAUGUUAACUGUCAGUAAGUAUUGCCACAUUGUAAUUUGGAGUGUAACCUACAUGUUGCUGGAAUACCUUCAACUUUAGGAUAAACGUUAUGUGAAAAUUAUUAUAUACGCACUCAUUUUUACCCCGAAGAUGGAUUACGUUCCUCUGAGACAUUGAUUACGUACGAUAUCAGGGUUUGAAAAUUAAUCAGGGUAUGAGAGUAGUUUGUUGGUUGGGUGGAGUACUUUAGAAAAAUGAAGAGUAAUUAACCCUCUUACCGCCUGGGCUAGUGUCACAUCGCCAUUGUGCUUGUGAAUCGCUCAUAGGGCGCAGCACAAUACUCAAUGGCUCAAAGUUUCUCAUGAAUAGAAUAGGAGACAAGCAGGUGGGUUUAUCUGUGGUCGCCAGCGCCGCGUCUCUCAGUGUGUGACGUGCAGUCAGUGGAUGUUGUAGUGUGGUGGCAGUGAUGUAUUCAUGUUGCAACACGUGUUCUGCAGUGAUAACAUGACAAUGACCCCCCAACGUAGAAAGUAAUUGAAGUAUGUGAACACGGACGCCACAAGACCCAUUGUUUUGAAACACGCGUUGAAGGACACAGAGAAUAGAUAGUGAACUUUGUAUAAAAACAGGGACACGAAUGAUUGUAUCACCUGUUGGAGAAGAUAGUGAAAUGUGAACUUUCUGAUGAACACUAAAACAAGUGCCAUUGGAUUGUACACCUGUUGAAGAACAUCGCCUCAUCUAGCCCUUGACCUCAUGUCUGACGCUGCCUGCGGUCGGAUGACGUGGCCCAUGGAUCCGUGGCCCGUCCUGGUACUCCUGCUGCUGCUUGCCGCACACUCUGACGGCUCCCGGCGCCAGCACCGAGUCGAACUCAGCACCGAGUUCUUCCUGGUGCCUGAGCGCAGCGUUCCCCCGCCCCCUGGAGUGAACCGCAGUGUCGGGGACGGCGAGGGUCCUGGGGUGCUGCGUCGCGAGGUCUGGGUGGUGCCUCUGCUCGUGCUGUCCUCGCUCACCAUGAUGGUCAUAGCCGGCUUCGAGGUGUUCGUGCUGUGCAAAGCAUGGCGAACGACCCCUAGCCGGCGCCACCUGUUCCUGGGCCAGAUGUUGCUACUGGGGCUUUUCUUGUGCUCCGUGCUGGGAGCUGUGCUGGCCGCCACGCCAACCCCCGCCACAUGUGCCGUCGUGAGGUUUGGUACUGGAUUUGCUUAUGCCGUUGUGUUCUCAGCGCUUCUGGUCAAAUGCGUGUUCCUAAUCAGCCUGAACGGCGGCGUGUACCUACCUGCACCCUACCAGGCGCUACUACUGCUGUUCGCGGUGCUGAUCCAGGUGGCAGUUGGCGCCCAGUGGCUGCUAAAGACCCCCCCUCGCCACCACAGGCUGCUCGUCACCGCGGAGGACAUCGCAGCCGACCAUCUCCUCCUUUGCCACACCCCGUAUACAGACCUGUUACUCUCCCUCCUCUACGUCAUGUGCUUGAUUAUCUUCGUGGCAGUCCUCGCCAUCAAGUCCCGAGGAAUUCGUGACAAUUACCGCGAGGCAACGUUCAUCGGCCUGGCGGUAGGCUGCAGCAUCCCAGUGUGGCUGAUUUGGAUGCUGUGCGGAUUGGUAGUGCCUGAGCGUCACCGCGACGCGUGUCUCGCGUUCGGCCUCGUCAGCACCGCCACCAUCGUGUUCCUCGUUAUGUUCAUGCCGAAGGGACGGCAGCUGGCUGCGAUGGGCAAGGAGGGCGUCUACGUCGAAGACCGCGAGGAACGGUUCAGUUCGCUGAGUCCUGCGGGGUCUGGGUAUUCGCCGUCAUUUUUCCAUUUCAAGCCCGUCAAGUACGCCUCAGGACCCGGAACGGGGCUCCAGACGGGGGCGCUGCCCGCCCACAAACAGACAUCCGGCGUCGCCACGCUCACAGAUCGAGUCGCACUGGUGGCAGCACCUCCAAGCUACACGAGAAUGUAUCACUACUACCCAUACUGUUACUAUCCACGGUACCCAGGACCUUGGUUGACACUGUUGCUACAGUCUCUUCCAAGAAUGACCUCAGGUCGUAGUGGUUGCCUAGUUUCAAGGAAUAAUGUGACAGACAGACACAGACAGGCCCGUAAUGGGUGUGAAGAAUGCCUAAAAGGAGGUUUUUAUGUGAAACCUGAGGAUGGCAAUUUGUACACCACCCUGGAGCCAACUCUUUCCAGCAACCCCAAUGUGUUCUUCCAGAGAGGCGGAGUCCACCCUGGCAUGAUGUACUGAGACGAUGCUGUCGAUUUAAGUGCGUGACAAUGUGAACUUAGAGAGUUGCAAAAUGUGUACACGUCAGAGACGCAGUGUCGAAAUGAUCUCUUCCUAGGUUAUACUUGAGCCAAGAAGAAUGUAAAGAGUGUACAAAUUCUAGUGUUUUUAUUUUAUUAUUAAUUUUCAUUGUAGUACAGGGAUCUGUACAAAUAUUUAUCUUCAGCAUAUAUUGAAAGCAACGAAAAAGUUUUUGUUUAGUGCUUUUACACUUCAUUGCUAAAUUCUAACUGUAGUAAUUUAGUAAGCAUGUCCAGUUGAGAAAAUUUACUAAAAUGUUUGUCAGUAAAGCUUUGACGUAUGCGUA
Zootermopsis nevadensis is the source of this 2936-nucleotide messenger RNA. The record is from RefSeq and is a predicted model, not a curated record. NCBI's taxonomy places the organism in Eukaryota, Metazoa, Arthropoda, Insecta, Blattodea, Termopsidae.